Molecule: messenger RNA, 1485 nt
Organism: Poecilia latipinna (sailfin molly)
Lineage: Eukaryota; Metazoa; Chordata; Actinopteri; Cyprinodontiformes; Poeciliidae
Exons: 10
Coding region: 280-1389 (369 amino acids)
Source: RefSeq, a predicted model, not a curated record
CCUUCUCUCUAUUUCUGAGUCUUUCUGAGAAGAUUACAGGAAGUGCAAUAGGAAGUGAAGUGAAGUUGCUCUGUAUAACAAACCCGCUCAGUCGCCUUCAACGGCACAAUCUAUGAACGAAAAUCAUUAGAGGUCCGUGAAGACUGCGAGAGAGACACUGAUGGGUGCAGACCUGAUAUGAACACAGAAGAUUGCGUGUCUGAACGAGGAAGGGGUUUCUGCGAGCCACAUGUCAGUGUGGCUGGUGUGAACCAAUGUGUGUGACCUGAUUGUACAACCAUGGCAAGAGCUGCUGUGACUAAACUUCUCCUUCUGGUUUUCCUCGCAUUCAUCAUCUGCCUGCCAGAGUUAUUCAGGAUAUACUCAGUUUCAAAGGUGAAUUUCCACUGCCUUCCCCACCAACCUCAUGAACCGAUGCAUCAGGAACGGAAAGGGGGAAAUGUGCAGCCAAUAAACGGUAAAGCUGAAAGAAAGGCCAUCUGUAAUCCUACUUCUAGUCCAGAACUUGAACAGUUGAAGCAGAUCUGCGCACAAGAGGCUGAAAGAAACGCAGCAGAGCUACAUCCUGAAACGCAGAAAGUCCAAGGAGACUCAAGGUCAGACUUGUUCAUGUGUGAAACAGACAAGAACAUGGAGGAACUUCACAGCAACCUCUCAUCACCAGCUCUGGUGGUGCUUCUGGAGGUGUCCGCCGUCUUUCAAGUGGACGACGGCGAGGCCGUGAAUCGUACUUUGUAUGGCUACAGCAGUCAGAGGUCCCUGUUCCUCCGACCACCUGAAGAGGAGGAAGACCCAACGGGUGACAAGGCAAACCAGGGACAGGCUUUCUACUGCUGUCUUCCUCUCAUUCAAUCAUCCAACUCUACCAAUCAAAGCCACUGCCUCCUUUGGCUCGCCAAUCAAACUGUUUUGACAGGAAAUAAAACAGAAAGGCUGUCAUGGAAACAGGCAGAUAAAGGAUGGUGCAACUACAGGUGGGCCUUUAUGGUUCUGCUGUGUGUGGUGUGCCUGAUUGUUGUUACAACUGUGAUUACAAAGAUCUGUCUGGAGACACGCUUAAACAAUAAAAAUAUUGUGCAUCACAUUGAGUACCAGCCUCCCAAUCAGCAGCUAAAAGAAACACCGUCCCGUUUAAAUCGACAUCAGUCUUGGCCUGCAGAAACAAGGUACCAUUUGAAUCGGGUUCAGUCUUGGGCUGGACUUCCGCCCAUUCUAGAAAUUGAAAGCAGAGAGAACAUCGAAACUUUGCUGAAUGGAAAUCCCCUUAGCUGCUAUCCAGAAAACCCUUCAUCAUCGCUGCCAUCCUCCUACCUCCUCCCUCACAGAAGAACAGCCGUUCUGACAGACGUGCAACAAAAGGAGCACAGAAAUUGUCUUAAGGCACACUAAGGCAAGAAAACAAGGAAACUCCAUCACCUCAAGACACACAAUACAGCAUCAAAGAUCAGCACCGUUUAUUAUUAAAACCUCCCCAGUGAAGUUUGA